ACUACUUUACACACUCUCUCUCUCUCUCCUAUAAAAUCAAAAUCAAAGGCUUUCUCAUACCCUCUUUGUUUCUCUCUCUCAUUCUUCACCUUCCAAAUUCCCAAUUCUAAAUCCAAAACGCAACCUUUUUCUCUCCUUCUUCAACCACUACUUCUUCUUCUUCACUUCGCUCCUUAUCUUAUCGCUAUUCAGGCACUGCUAUAAUACAUUGUAGAAACGCAAAAAGAAUGGAUUUACAUCAGUAUUUUGAAGGGGGUAUGCCCCAAAUGGAUUAUUUUGAAGAUAAUUCAUCUCUGGAAAUGUGGAAAUGUGCUAGUGAUAGUGAUGCCAUUGCAGAUUCAGAUGGAAAUGCCUCUGGUGGUGGCUUUGAAUGCAACAUCUGCCUCGAAUGCGUGCAGGAUCCGGUAGUCACUCUUUGUGGUCAUCUCUACUGCUGGCCCUGCAUUUACAAGUGGCUUAAUUUCCGAAACAUCUCUUCCGAAACCGGAGAGAAGAGGAAGCCACAAUGUCCAGUAUGCAAGUCGGAAAUUUCUCAGUCCUCCCUUGUUCCCCUAUACGGCCGUGGCCAAGCUAGCUCAGCCUCAGAAGACAAGGCUCACCAAGCCGGAGUUGUCAUACCGCGGCGACCCCUUGGUCCAGGAUCAUCAAGUACUGCAAACGUUUCCCAACCUUCAUCUCGAGUUUAUCAUUCCCAUUAUCCUGAUCCUUCUCAACAAUUCAACUCCAUUCCAGGUAGUUACUCUUCGCCGCUAACAAACUCCUUUAACACCACAUAUGGAAUCAUUGGCGAAACAAUAUAUGCAAGGGUAUUUGGAAACCAGGUGACCAACAUAUACACAUACCCCAAUUCAUACCAUCUUGCUGGGAACAAUAAUCCAAGGAUUAGAAGGUAUCUAAUGGAAGCUGAUAGAUCACUUAGCAGAAUAUGUUUCUUCCUCUUUUGUUGCACGGUUUUGUGUCUUCUCUUAUUCUGAUCACUAUUGCAUUCUUUUUUUUAUCCAAUACAUUCCUGUAUAGAUUACAAGCCUUGUGAGGGUCCUGCCAUAUGUAUCAUAGGUUAGAGAAGUUGCAUAUUCAGCUAUGAGAUAUGUGUAAUUAGUAUGUUACCGAUCUCCCAGAUAUAUAUGAAAUAGAAGUCUGCAUUAAUUUGCUGUUGCAUUCAAUUUUGGUUCUCAGCUUGUUGUAUACUGAACUAUGUCAUAUAGUUAAGAAUUUAUUAUAAAUCAUAUAGGAAAGUAAUGUAUAUGGCUUGCGUAUUUUACUUGUAAUUCACUGA
Molecule: messenger RNA, 1276 nt
Organism: Arachis ipaensis
Lineage: Eukaryota; Viridiplantae; Streptophyta; Magnoliopsida; Fabales; Fabaceae
Product: E3 ubiquitin-protein ligase RMA1H1
Biological process (GO): ubiquitin-dependent protein catabolic process
Cellular component (GO): endoplasmic reticulum
Molecular function (GO): ubiquitin protein ligase activity; metal ion binding
Source: RefSeq, a predicted model, not a curated record